Molecule: messenger RNA, 1360 nt
Organism: Striga hermonthica
Lineage: Eukaryota; Viridiplantae; Streptophyta; Magnoliopsida; Lamiales; Orobanchaceae
Source: the annotation of a GenBank genome assembly
GCGGUGGUCAUAGAAAAAGGCGUGACACCAGUCUUAGGCAUGUAGAAAUUCUUCUUUCGCGUGCUAGAACGAUCCAAAGUCCCGUUGUGGGUUCCCGACCACCAAGAGUAUGUAAUUGGCAGAGGGUCACAUUGGAAGUCUUCAGGCGCCUUAGGAAUGGCAUCCUAGAUGGCAUCAGUAUCGAGCUCGCCGUCAAACACCUUAUCGGUAAUUUGCUUUCUAUCCUCCUCCAUACAGACCCGGAAGUACAGCCAAAGUGCACUGUCUUUAACGAAGACAGUCGACUUAAGAUGUACCUACCAUUGGAUGUGUUAGAUUGGGAAGAUGUAGAGAUGUUGGAAGGUUUGGAAAGAGAACUCACGCCAUGGGAGAAAACGUAUCUAGAUGAGCUUCAUGAGCGAAGGAACGCAGAAGAAUGUGAGCUACAACUUGUAGAAGCUCGAGAACCAAUGGUGGUCAAUGUUCAAAACAACGGUGAUAAUGGUGCGCUGAAUUUUCUAAUCCUUGAGGACAAGGAAAGUCUCGAAGAGGAGGGGAAUGAUACGGAAGUGGUCAUCAACCCAGGCGAGUCAGAGGACGAGGAUGGCGACAAUGUCAAUAUAUGGUUGGACAACAUGCUAAGAGAGCCAUCAAGUCCAAUAUAUCGACCUUCUUGUGUAAGAGAUUGGUCAAAAGGAUGUGGUCCAAAGCUGAAGUUGAAGGCGAGGAAAUGUAUGGCCAAGAGACGACGGAAAGCAAAGGCUCGAAAGGCAAGACAAUGUUGUGGGCCUUGUGCGAAAAAGAAGCGAGCUUGGAAGAUGGAGGCUCGAAGGAGAGGUAGGCAAAGGGUAGAGGAUGGUUGGAUAUGGCGAGCUGGAGAUUGUAUUGGGUUGGAAGGAUGGGACCCAUGGCCAUCGCACGAGCAAUUGAGGGUGAUCGGCGAUGCAAAAGCGAGCACAAGCGAAUGGCGCAUAUCGUGCCAUGAUGCGCGCGAUAAGGUUGUGCACACGCAGACGGCGUUGGGCGCACGCGGGUGCGGAGUAGGCAAUCGGAGCACCAGCGUGGGCGGGACGUGCGGAGUAGACGAUCUAAGCACGGGCGUUGAUUGGGAUGCGUUGGCGUUUGGCGGCAAAGUGACGGAGAGUACGGUGUGCGCGAAGGGAGCUCACGCGGGCGAGAGCCUAGGCCUGGCAAGCCUAGGAACGUUGGACGCACACGCGGGCGAGGAAGUCGGCAAUGGCGCGGGGUGCAAUGACGAUGGCGAGACGGCUGGCGUGCGCAGCAUUCGUGGAAGUGGCGAGGAUGCGCGGGAGCUGGGCAGCGAAUGCGGGGCACGCGCGAGGCGCGCAAGUGAGGCGACGCGGGCGAAGACCUAUACCGU